Candidula unifasciata is the source of this 657-nucleotide messenger RNA. The record is from the annotation of a GenBank genome assembly. NCBI's taxonomy places the organism in Eukaryota, Metazoa, Mollusca, Gastropoda, Stylommatophora, Geomitridae.
AUGGCUUCAGUGCAUGUAUAUCUGUUUACUGUGAUCAUUCUAAGUAGCCUAUUCUCUAUCGCGUCAAGUCGAUACAACGACUGGUGGCAGAGAGAUGAAGACACCAUCCAGAAACGUUUCAGACAGGAGGAGGAGAUUCGAAUAAAUCUGAAUCACAUAUUGGACAACAAAGAUUACCGUAGCGACAAUUAUCGAGAGCAUAAGCAUAAUGACGAAUCAGACACUGAGCGUGGUCGUCCUUCAAGUCAUGGCAGCACUGAAUAUGUUGUUGUGGAGCAUAAAGAUAGAGAUGGAAGUGUGGUUUGUGAUAAUGGCAGAAUAUGCGUUGGAGCUGGUGCUUUCUGCUGUCGACUGUCUGAUGGUACUAAAGGAUGCUGCUGGACCACGUAUGUCUACCAGUUAUGGUGGUUCUGGAUGAUAUGGGUGAUGAUCUUCUUCCUAAUCCUUGCCUGUUCACUUGUGUGCUGGCGUCGCAGAAGGGCCAGGUAUCGAUAUGUGGUGAUGGAAAAUUCACAGUACCCAAAUUAUGGAACUGCUGUACAUGCUGCAAGUGUUGGUACCACACAGCAGGCACCCCAAGGUUAUCCGUACCCAGGUGCACCAGCUGCACCUCCAGUUUACAGUCCCUCAGAGAAACCACCAGCCUACAGCAGUUAA